AUGUCUGUGAAAACCAGCCGCAGCUGGGCCUCGAACACCAACAGUGUCCUCCAAACGCCUCCUUUCAUCACCAAGAAAACUGGUGAAUCUGUCGCCAGUGAGAUCCACUGUUCACACAACGUAACAAAUGCUGAUGUUAUUCUCUGGUACAAACAAGACGAACAUAAAGCUCUGAAGCUUCUGGGAUAUCUGAAUGUGAAUUACAUAAACAUAGAGGACGACGUGAAAGGGAAGAUCAGCUUUGACGGAGAUGCCCUGACACUCCCACCUGCAGCUCUUCAGUCUCUCUAUGACACUCAGUUUGUGUCCAACAACAUGGAGAUCAUCAUCAGGACACACCUGCUCAGAUUAUCACUGUUUCUGCUGUGGACUUCAGGUCUAACUGAUGGAAGCCAUGUCACACAGAUGGACACACUUUGGCAAAACCAGGGUAAAGAUGCAACAAUGAACUGCAGCCACACCAAGGGUGCUACCUACUACCAGAUGUACUGGUACAGACAGCUGCCAGGAGAAACAAUGAAACUAAUCGUGUACACAACAACUAGCAACAAAGAUCAUGACUUUGGAGAUUUCAAAAAGGAGAAGUUUUCAGCCACCAAGCCUGACGCUGAGAGCGGGACAUUCACAGUGAAGGAUGUGCAGCCGGAAGAUAACGGCUUGUAUUUCUGUGCUGUGAGUGAACACAGUGAUACAGACACAUGUGAGAGCUGAACAAAAACCCCAGAC
Molecule: messenger RNA, 726 nt
Organism: Cottoperca gobio
Lineage: Eukaryota; Metazoa; Chordata; Actinopteri; Perciformes; Bovichtidae
Exons: 5
Coding region: 1-711 (236 amino acids)
Biological process (GO): cell surface receptor signaling pathway
Cellular component (GO): plasma membrane
Source: RefSeq, a predicted model, not a curated record